Molecule: messenger RNA, 937 nt
Organism: Botrytis cinerea B05.10
Lineage: Eukaryota; Fungi; Ascomycota; Leotiomycetes; Helotiales; Sclerotiniaceae
Exons: 4
Coding region: 268-690 (140 amino acids)
Biological process (GO): nucleosome assembly
Cellular component (GO): nucleosome
Molecular function (GO): structural constituent of chromatin; DNA binding; protein heterodimerization activity
Source: RefSeq, a predicted model, not a curated record
GGUCGCGACGGCAGUUCCACAUUAAUCCGACAUCCAAUCAAUGAUUUUAGAGAGUCUCCAGCACGCUUAGGAAAAAGCUUGGGAGACGCGAACUGGUGAUUCUUGUCACCUUAAUAUUCAUUUAAACUCUUCAUCUCCCAAUUUCAAUCCCCUUCAUCUUCGAUAACUUUAACAACAAACCACACCCACGUCCAUCUUCCAUCUCCAUACUCAUCAACAUCAAUCUCAGCCUUACAUUUUUCAAUCCAAACAAAUUUUAAAUUCAAAAUGCCACCAAAGGGAGUUGCAAGCAAGGCACCAGCUGCCGCCAAGGCACCUGCAUCCGCAUCAAAGGCCCCAGCUAGUAAGCAAGAUGCUGGCAAGAAGACCACCACCAGCGAAGGAAAGCCACGCAAGAAGAAGGGACGCAAGGAGACCUACUCUUCAUACAUCUACAAAGUUCUCAAGCAAGUCCACCCAGAUACUGGUAUCUCCAACCGCGCCAUGUCCAUCUUGAACUCCUUUGUCAACGAUAUCUUUGAGCGCGUCGCCACUGAGGCAUCCAAGCUCGCUGCUUACAACAAGAAGAGCACCAUCUCAUCAAGAGAAAUCCAAACCUCUGUUCGUCUCAUUCUCCCUGGUGAACUCGCCAAGCACGCCGUCUCUGAGGGUACCAAGGCUGUUACCAAGUACUCUUCAUCCACGAAAUAAGUUGUCUUUUCUUUGGGGUUUAGGGGGGAAUAUCGGAUAUGCUUGAGCUCUGGGGUCAUCUCAUAGAUGAUGGCUGUUGUUGUUCGAGGACCUUGGGGUUUUCUUUUUAAUGCGUUAUGGAUGGUCUGCUUUUUAUGGGGGCAAAUGUCUUCACGGUCUGUUUUCGGGGUACGUGGCUGUACAAUAAACAAACGUCUUCAUCAGAAUAGGGAAUUAGAAGACGAAAUUCAAACAUCAACUUAAUUCA